Leptosomus discolor (cuckoo roller) is the source of this 765-nucleotide messenger RNA. RefSeq names its product F-box only protein 6. Gene Ontology annotation, cellular component: SCF ubiquitin ligase complex; cytoplasm. Gene Ontology annotation, molecular function: protein binding; ubiquitin protein ligase activity. Gene Ontology annotation, biological process: glycoprotein catabolic process; SCF-dependent proteasomal ubiquitin-dependent protein catabolic process; ERAD pathway. NCBI's taxonomy places the organism in Eukaryota, Metazoa, Chordata, Aves, Leptosomiformes, Leptosomidae. The record is from RefSeq and is a predicted model, not a curated record.
AUGACAACCAUUUGCGACCUCCCCGAGGACGUCCUGGUGGAGCUGCUGUCGCUGCUGCCAGCCCGGGACCUGAUCUGCACCUGCAGGCUGGUCUGCACCCAGUGGCGGGACGUGGUGGAUCUGACCACCCUGUGGAAACGCAAGUGCCAGCGCGAGGGGUUUUACGUUCCGAAUUUGGACAGAAGCGUCUCUGACUGGAAGAUCUUCUAUAUGCUCUGCAACUUGAAGAGAAACUUAAUCAAAAACCCCUGUGCGGAAGACAACUUCCAGCACUGGAAACUUGAUCUUAAUGACGGAGAUAAAUGGAAGAUUGAGGAUCUGCCUGGACCUCAUGGAAAAGACAUACCCAACCCCAAUGUACACAAAUACUUUGUCACUUCAUAUGGGCCCUGCUUCAAGUCUCAACUCAUUACGCUGCAGAAAGAAGGAUACUGGAAUCAGUUGAUGGAUGAGAAACGGCCUGAAAUUGUAGUCAAGGAUUGGUACGCUGCCAGGUUUGACUGCGGGUGUCGCUACGAACUGACAGUGAGGCUGCUUUCUGAAGACUACAUUGUCCUCGAGGAGUUCCACCCCGAGCCAGUGGUUAUAGAGCAGUGGAAUGAUGCAGCGUGGCGAGAGAUUUCUCACACCUUCCAGAAUUACCCAGCUGGAGUUCGUUACAUCUGGUUCCAGCACGGAGGCGAAGACACCCAGUUCUGGGCAGGAUGGUAUGGGAUCCGAGUGACAAACAGCAGCAUCACCAUUGGACCCCUGACGUUGUUAUGA